Molecule: messenger RNA, 1245 nt
Organism: Aspergillus melleus
Lineage: Eukaryota; Fungi; Ascomycota; Eurotiomycetes; Eurotiales; Aspergillaceae
Exons: 1
Coding region: 1-1245 (414 amino acids)
Source: RefSeq, a predicted model, not a curated record
AUGCUCCUGGCCUAUAACAAUGUCAUGCAGCGGUGCCAAGAAUGGAACGGACACGGAAUGUUUACUGCAGAAAAGCUGCAGGCCGCAAUCGAAGAAAUCACAUUCUGCAACAUGGAUCUCCAGAAGCCCCCGAUCAUCUGCUCCGGGGCCAGUAUUACAUCUCUCCCGGCAAUCGAGGCCCCCGAUCGUCGCCCUAGCGCGACGUGCGAUACUCCCCUCAGCAUGCAUGAAGCCUGGUUUCCAACUUUCGAGAAGGUUAAACUGUGCGCCGAUGCUAAGCACUUUUACGCAAUUGCUUGUGGCGGAAGCCUGGUGGAUGAAGGAUUAUUGCGUGCCAUUGCAGAUGCCGGCAACGAUGUCCUGAUUGGCGACUACUCUGAAGCUGCCACUUCUGAAACUCUCCGAUUAAUGCAACGGACUGGCUCGGCUGCCGUCGCAUUCCUCAAGGCCUGCAAUCUCGGAGGGAGAAUUAGCAAUUGGCAAUUGGAGAUACUCGUGGCAUCUCACAUCCAUUUCCGAGUCUUGGGAUAUUAUCGCAACCACGCCGUGUCCAAGCUGCCAACAGGGUUAUACGGCAGCCGGAUGACAGGUUUGAUAAAGCAUCGACACGUUGACAUUGCCAAUACAGUCGGUAUAGUGGCUGCUUCCCUUGCGACAGGGCAGCAAAUAGACGAAGCCGAGUACAUAAAGCUCUCACACGCAACCACCUUGAUCAAUGACCUCGUCGACCUGCGAGGUGACAUAAUGCGCAAGCAAAGGGAGAAUCCAGUUAUCCGCGGUGUCAGGGGGUCCACUUGUCAGUACCUGAGCAACCAAACGCUGGAUUGCUUGACCAGCGUCAGGGAGCUCAUUCAGUCAAAGCAAAUCCUUGCAAUGGUGGCCAUGGGAUUCUGUAAUUGGGCCGUCAUGAGUUCACACCACAAAAUAUACGAGCUCGUUCAUGGUGUCACUGAGAGAACAGAACCUCACACAUGCAAGUAUGACGGAAUUGAGGAGCAGUAUGGCUUGUUGAUCCAGGCUCUAGAGCCAUUCGGAUCGUUGGGCCCCGGUCGGCCUCGCUGGGAAAUGAAGCGCAUGGAUCUCGACAAGCUCUAUAGCGUUUACCGUCAGUCUCCAGAAACGCACAUUCCGUGGUUGGCCGAUAUGGUUAGGCUUUUGCUGGAACCUUCGACCUUUCGGAAAAUUGUGGACGUGGUCCAUUUCCCUUGGAAGGGUGACAUCGGCCAGGUAGACUACUGUCCUUGA